AUGGGCAAAGAGGAGCCAAGUCUGAAAAGUGAACGACGAAAGUGUUACGAAGCCAGAGACAAGUACGUGGAGUGUAUCGAUAAGUUCUUGGCACAAGGAAAAAGCGAAAAAGAAUCGGAGAAGGCGUGUCGCGCCGAGCGCAAUAACUUCGAAGGAAACUGUCCGACGUCUUGGGUCAAUCAUUUCAUCAGAAAAUAUCAAUUUGAACGAUACAAGAAAACGCUGGCGGAGCAAGGUGUGAAUAUUGCUGAUCAAAAUGCAUUGUCUGACUAA
This is a messenger RNA of Caenorhabditis remanei, 273 nucleotides long. RefSeq lists its product as uncharacterized. The transcript is spliced from 4 exons. Lineage: Eukaryota; Metazoa; Nematoda; Chromadorea; Rhabditida; Rhabditidae. Gene Ontology annotation, biological process: respiratory chain complex IV assembly. Gene Ontology annotation, cellular component: mitochondrion; respiratory chain complex IV. The record is from RefSeq and is a predicted model, not a curated record. The coding region runs from base 1 to 273 and encodes 90 amino acids.